ACUUUUAAACAAAUAUCAUCAUUAUUUUAAUCACCAUCAUCAUCAUCUUGGUUUCUAACCCCCAUCUUAACUGAUAACACACUGAAACUUUUGUUAUAAAACAAGGCAUUACAUCAAGUAUUAUGUACUAGAUUUUCCCACAAAAAAUGCACUACUACAUCCUGCCUAUUCUUUUUUCAAUAUACAUUAUUGCAACUUGCAAUCUAUGUGAAGACUCAAUGAUCACAUGUCCGGAUCUCAAGGAUCAAUGUGAUCAGGGAUUUGUGCAGAGUCAAUGCCCAUACACUUGUGGAAUAUGCCAUCAGGAUCCAAAUCAAUGUACUGACACUAACUUAGAUUGCUUGAAGUUUGAUUCAAUGUGCAAGACGGAUGUGAAGUAUCAGAAACAAUGCCCAUACACCUGUGGAACCUGCGUACCAGCUACCCCGGACAGCUGCUUUGAUCAUAUGAUUGAGUGCCCAAAUUAUAGCGUUCCAUGUACUGACGCUGUUAAGAUACAAUGCCCAAAAAGGUGUGGAGUUUGCACCUCGGGAGCCAGUAAUUCGACAUUAGCUCCUCCCAGACCGUCACCAACUCCACCAUGUUUUGAUAGUGGCAACGAAUGCGCCACCUAUACGCUGCCAUGUGAUGUGAACCAAAAGAUAUUCUGCCCACGGACCUGUGGAGUUUGUGGAAGUACUGGGGUACCUAUGGCUCAAACUACGUUGCUCACUACGGUAAAGCCUACGACUACAGUAGUACCAAGUACUACAACAAAACUGCCAGCUACCACGACCAAGAAGCUUCCAUCAACUACGCCAAAGCCACCAUGCAAGGAUUCGUCGCCAAACUGUGCCGGGUGGGCAAAAAACGGCUUCUGCACGAACACCUUCUAUCCACCGGAGAAGAGAAAGGAGUACUGUGCAAAGACAUGUAGAAUGUGCUGAUUUUUUGAUUUAAUAAAUUAUUUAUUCUU
Caenorhabditis elegans is the source of this 955-nucleotide messenger RNA. It is a transcript of the gene mul-1, whose product is annotated as ShKT domain-containing protein. The record is from RefSeq and is marked reviewed. Bases 147 to 926 code for a protein of 259 amino acids. The transcript is spliced from 6 exons. NCBI's taxonomy places the organism in Eukaryota, Metazoa, Nematoda, Chromadorea, Rhabditida, Rhabditidae.